Messenger RNA from Carcharodon carcharias (great white shark), 3790 nucleotides. RefSeq names its product SPT2 chromatin protein domain containing 1 (gene spty2d1). The coding region runs from base 604 to 2556 and encodes 650 amino acids. Gene Ontology annotation, molecular function: DNA binding; histone binding. The record is from RefSeq and is a predicted model, not a curated record. Gene Ontology annotation, biological process: regulation of DNA-templated transcription; nucleosome assembly. The transcript has 7 exons. Lineage: Eukaryota; Metazoa; Chordata; Chondrichthyes; Lamniformes; Lamnidae. Gene Ontology annotation, cellular component: nucleolus.
CUCAGCGAUACGGAAGUGACGAUAUUGCCUGCCGAAGGCUACGUUGGAUCUGGAACCUCCGUUCCCGGAGAGCUCGGAGUCAUGGACUUCAGCAGCAUUCUCAGCAAAGCAACCGAGAACCGGGUGGAUGCCCAGCGCACGCAUGAAGCUAUGGAUAUCGUUUGUAGAGGUUCCAAUUUCUUUCCAUCACAUUUCAUGGCUGACCAGAAUCUCUCCUUUUACCACCUGCCAUUGGCGUACGUUGGAAGGAUUUGCAGGUUGAUACUCAACCUGUUUAGCCACAUUAUGAACAUGUCUUCUUUGAUCAUCAAGUCCUGGAGUGGGACUUGAACCUGGAACUUCUGGCUCAGAGGCAGGGCCACUAUCUCUACACCACAAGGCCUUCUUCAAAACAGUUACUACACUUAAAAGAAGCGUUAUAGCUUGUCAGUGAAACCUCUGAAAAAGUAUCCGCAAGUGAAAGAGGUUCAGUCUGCUGCAGUGCGAGCAUUCCUCAAACGCAAAGAAGAGGAGAUAAAAAAUAAAGAUCUAGAAGAAAGGCGGAGGAAGGCAGAGCUGAUUGCAAAACGAGUUGCAUUAAAACAUGAUCGUAAGGCGAGAGCGAUGGCUACCCGGACAAAAGACAAUUUCAGAGGUUAUGAUGGUACUCCUGUGGAACAGAAAAGCAAAAAGAAAACUUCUGAUGAUGAGGGAAAGGACCAAACAAUGGAUGACAGUAAUGAUGAAGAUUAUUACUAUGGUGGGGCACAGGUUGAGGAUGAAAUAUCUGAGGUAGAGGAUUCUGACGAGUUUGGAGAACAUUGGGAUGAGAGACCAGUUAAACGGCAACACACAGAGCCUGAGAGACCAGUUAAACGGCAACACACAGAGCCUGAGAUACUAGUUAAACGGCAACACACAGAGCCUGAGAUACCAGUUAAACGGCUUAAACGUCAACACAGAGAGCCUGAGAUACCAAGUAAGGAACCUAAGAGACUGUGCAGGGAACCUGAGAUAUCAAAUAAAGAACCUGAACAAUUGUGUAGAGAGGUUAAAAAACAUAAAGCUCCGAAAAAACCACCAUCAGCACCCAUGAACUUCUCAGAUCUCCUAAAACUGGCUGAAAAGAAACAGUUUGAGCCAGUGGAGCUUAAGCCAAUAAAAAAAGUAGAGGAGAAGCUAUACACAGCAGAGGAACUGAAAGAAAUUGAAUUUUUAGAGCGCAAACGACAAAAACAGAAUGACAGAAGGAAAUCUGAGAAAGAGGUCACAUUUUCACAUCCAGCUAGCUCAUCCAAGAAAGAGUCUUCAACUAAAGACAGUAAAAGCACAAAAUUAGUGCGAGGCUCAGGAGAGAAACUUGCUUCAUCCAGAGAGAGUAGCUCAACGACAUCGGUUCAUGGAAUUAACAAGAAGCCGAAAACUUCAUCUAGUGAAAAACCUCCAUCUUCAGUGUCUUACAAAGCACCUAUACAGGAAAAGUCCAGAUCUUCAGUAGGAGUUGGACAUUCCGCCUCCAAAAACUCCAGUAACAAUGGUGGGAAAACUGUACUAAACAGCUCAGCAAAAUCUGGAAAUAGCUCCCAGACACCAAACAAAGGACUGAAACCUGGAUCAAAUGGAACCCAUUCUGCAUUGUCUUCAAAAAACAGCCAGAAAAGAACAGAUCAGUCUACUUCAUCCAAGAAAAAUGAUAGUUCCUCCACAAGACAUGAAAGGACAGGUGGUUCAAAUCCAUUGCACUCCAAAAAUGCAAGCAGCUCAGCUCCUGAACGAUCCAAAAGUUCCAGUGGCUUGAGCCAAACACAACCAAGCAGUUCAGAUCAACCACGAUUGAGCAACUUGGGCCAACAGAGAUCUCGGGGUCUGGUCAGUUCUGGGGUUUCUCGUCCCAGCAGUUCAGUAAGUUUAUUUCCCCCGCAACCAAAAGAUACGAGCAAUUCAGGCCCUCCAAGGCAAAAGAAUGCAAGUAACUCUGGGUCUGUGCAAUCAAAAAGCUUGAGUGCCUCUGCAUCAAUACGGCCAGCCAGUUCUGGGUCAGUACGGCCGGCUGGUUCUGGACCGGUACGGCCCAGAAAUUCUUCAGGAAGACCUGGAAGUGGAGUUGGAGUGCCAAAGCCCAAAUGUACUGUAGUAGCAGAAACAAUAUCUUCAAAGAACUUCCCAUCACGGCCCAGCAAUGGACAGAUGAGCAAUAUGAGAUCACCACCAGGGUACAGACCAAUGGCGCGCCCGUCAGUAGCUCCUGCAAGGCCACUUAUGCCUAUAUCCUAUAAACGGAGGCUGGAGGAUGAUGAGGAUGAAUAUGAUUCGGAAAUGGAUGAUUUCAUUGACGAUGCUGGAGAAUCGCAAGAUGAAAUCUCAAAACACAUCAAGGCAAUUUUUGGAUAUGACCGCAGAAAGUACAAGGAUGAAAGUGACUAUGCUCUGCGAUACAUGGAGAGUAGCUGGAAAGAACAGCAGAAGGAAGAAGCCAAAAGCUUGCAGUUGGGUAUAAUAGAGGACGCAGAAGAAAUGAGAAAAGAGGAAGAAGAACUAAGAAGGAAGAAGAUGAAAGCUAAGAAACAACAGCUUUAGUUCAUUGAAAAAAUCACAAGAAAUUUAUUUAUUCUAUUUAUAUACAAAAUCCAAAAGUAAUAUGCACUAAAGUAAAGAAUUUACUUUGUAAACUAUGGAACUCAGUAGGCUGACCAAUUCAGUAACAGAUAUAAAUUAGCAUUUGAAUAAGUUGUGCUGAUAACAGGAAUAAUUUUACAUAAUUGUAUUGUGUAUCGCCAAAUGUUUUUUUUCAGUCCCUGGAUCUGAUGCAUUAGAUAAGAUGAUAUUGUGAAUUAAGUGAAUUUGUUCUUUAAUUUUAUGUAUUCCAUUAAUUUUAAUUGUGAGCCAAGGACCUUGGUUGCUUCAGAGUAUUGUGUAUAAUGUUAAUGGUUUUCACAUUUCAAGUUUAAGGGCAAAACCUUUUUGUGUCUUAAAAAUACACCAAUUAUUCAACUUUCUACUGGCCACCUCUGAUUAAUGUAAAAUUAGUUUUUUCUCCAGUUUUCAUUUUUGCUUAAGGGGAUUGGUGACUGCCUCUUUAUCUCUUGCAUCCACAUUCAAGUUCAGCCCAAACUCAUGGGACAAAUGUGUCCCCUGUCUGCUGGCUGUACAUGAGCUUAGUGUACAAAACUCUUUCCAAUUUCAUGUUAUAUUUGCAGUUGCACUCAGUGAAACCCCAAAAUGCUUGAAGUGGGAAAUGUAAUAAUAUCAAAAGAUCACAGGACUGUUCAGCUUAUUGAAGCUCAUCACUGACUCUCAAUUAUAGCAACAAAAUAGACUUUGAACAUCCUAAGUUUUUUGUCUCCUUUAUGCUAUCUAGCAGCUUAUUCCAAACCAUUGCAUUUUUGAGCAAGGAAAUUGUUCCAAACAAUUUUAAAUUUAAUUUUCACCAUUUUAAUUUUGUCCACGGGUCCUACUUUCUCAGCUUUGUGCAGUCAGGGUGCUCUUCUGUGGUUGAAACAGAAGGAAGAUGCAUUGUUGCAGCAGUUUAGAGAGCUUUGCUCUGCACCCGACCGUGUCAUACCUCCUCUAGAUAUGCUUGAUGCUGACAGUGGGUGCCUAAAAUGGAAAGGCAUUUUUCCAUCACUUUGAGCACAAUAUUUUUUUAAAACCAAAUAGGGCACUGAUGUGCUAAUGACAAGGUUAAAGAUCACAGUUUAAAAAAAAACUGGUAUAAUGAAAUACAUUUUGUAAGUUUUUGAGAAUGCCAGUAUAGUGCAUUAAAUAUAAUUGAUAUUCUGUACAAUAAAUUUUUAUUACAUAGUUUAUCAUA